Cryphonectria parasitica EP155 is the source of this 1560-nucleotide messenger RNA. RefSeq lists its product as uncharacterized. Bases 1 to 1560 code for a protein of 519 amino acids. Gene Ontology annotation, molecular function: transmembrane transporter activity. The record is from RefSeq and is a predicted model, not a curated record. The transcript has 2 exons. NCBI's taxonomy places the organism in Eukaryota, Fungi, Ascomycota, Sordariomycetes, Diaporthales, Cryphonectriaceae. Gene Ontology annotation, biological process: transmembrane transport.
AUGGCUUCCAGAGUUCUCCGCAAGAUCAAGACCACACUGCAAAUCAGCAGCAAUGACGACUACACCAUCGCCCCAGCCGGUCUCCGCUGGAGAAGCAACACCCUCUUCAUACUAUCCACCGUAGCUGUCGGCCUCUUCACCGACCUCUUCCUCUACGGCCUCGUCAUCCCCAUCCUCCCCUACAUGCUGCAAGACCGCCUCGGCAUCCCAGCAGACCAGAUUCAGUCCCACGUCGAUGGCCUCCUCGUCGCCUAUGCCGGCGCCUCGGUGCUCUUCAGCCCCGCCGCAGGCUACAUCGCCGACCAGACGUCCACGCGCCAGGCUCCGUUCCUGGCUGGGCUGCUCACGCUAGUCUUGGCAACCCUGUUGCUGUUUGUGGGUACUAAUGUUCCUACACUUGUUGUAGCUAGGAUCUUGCAGGGCAUCAGCGCGGGGUUCGUGUGGACGAUCGGGCUGGCGAUGUGUCUGGAGACUGUUGGGCCUGAGAAUUUGGGCAAGACUAUCGGUUCGAUCUUCAGCUUCAUCUCGGUCGGAAGCUUCAUGGCGCCACUUCUCGGCGGGGUUCUGUAUGCCAAGGCGGGCAUCAACGGCGUCCUCGGCCUGGGCAUUGCCAUAUUGAUAGUCGACUUGAUCAUGCGAGCCAUUGUCAUCGAGAAGAAGGUGGCGAGGCGGUACUACGACUCCGCCGCCUUGCACGGGACACAGGAGGAUGAGGACGAGAACCGGGGCGAGGCCGAGCAUCAGCGUCAAGCAGACGACCAGCCAGCAGACGAGGCCGACGAGGAGCAGCCGCUGCUUCCACACCUCGCCCAUGAAAGGAAGAAGGAACAAGAGGACUUCAAGCUCGCCAGAGACCAGCCCCGCCUCGCCCGCAAGCUCACCAUCCUCCCCUGUCUGCGCUCCCCCCGCCUCCUUACCGCCCUCCUCGUCGCUCUCAUCCAGGCCGCCCUCCUCGGCAGCUUCGACGCCACCGUGCCCGCCACCGCCCAGGAGCUCUUCGGCCUCGACUCCCUCCGCGCUGGCCUGCUCUUCCUGCCUCUCGGCGCGUGUGAUCUCGUCGUUGGACCCCUGGCGGGGUGGUUCGUCGAUCGAUACGGUACCAAGCCCGGCGCUGUGCUUGGAUAUACUUUUCUGGUUCCCGUGCUUGUACUGCUGCGCCUCCCUCACAGUGUCGAAGAGGGUGGUGGUGGCAGCCAGCAGCAGCAGCAGCAGCAAGUCCUGCUAUACGGCGGCCUGCUCGCGCUCUGCGGGGUGGGACUGGCGGUCAUCGGCGCGCCCUCCAUCGUGGAGAGCGGGUCCGUGGUCCAGAAGUAUUACGAUGCCAACCCAGAGUUCUUUGGGGACCAGGCUCCCUAUGCGCAGCUGUAUGGGCUCAACUCGAUGGUGUUUAGCCUGGGGCUGACAGUUGGUCCGGCGCUGGCGGGGGAGCUGAAGCAGAAGAUGGGGUAUGGGAAUAUGAAUGUCGUGCUCGCGGGCAUAAGUUUGGGCACGGCUCUAUUGUGUCUUGUCUGGCUGGGCGGGAAGCCUGGGUUUCUACUCAGGAGAAGAGGGCGAGCAUGA